Messenger RNA from Olea europaea var. sylvestris, 753 nucleotides. RefSeq lists its product as uncharacterized. The record is from RefSeq and is a predicted model, not a curated record. The coding region runs from base 1 to 753 and encodes 250 amino acids. The transcript has 3 exons. NCBI's taxonomy places the organism in Eukaryota, Viridiplantae, Streptophyta, Magnoliopsida, Lamiales, Oleaceae.
AUGAUGAUUCACGAAGAAAUUGGUGAUGGGUACUAUUGUAUUCUUGUUGAUGAAGCACAAGAUACAUCUAAGAGAGAACAAAUGGCCAUUAGUUUGAGGUUUGUGAAUCCUAAAGAAGCUAAUGUUAUUUGGGAGUCAAUUUCUCAUUUGGACAAUAUUAUCAACAUUAUCACUUCUUUCCAUAAGCGCGUUAUAGGGUUACAAUCUGCGCAAAGAAAUGAAAUUGAACAUAUGUUAGCUACUGGGGAGUGUGAGUCUGGAAGAGGAGCAAAUCAAGUGGGAGUAAGAAAGUUUUGCUCAAAACACGAUAUUGAGAUACCCAACCAAGAAAGUUUGUACAAGGUUGGUCCUUGUCGUCCUCGUGAUCAAAUUACAACGGAGCAUCAUUAUCACUUUGAUGUUUUUAAUGAAGCAAUAGAUUUCAUACUAAUAAAAUUAAAUACAAGAUUUAAUGAUACAUCAGUUGAACUUCUCACACUCGGUGCAGCUUUGGAUCCUAAAAAUUCGUUUAAAUCAUUUAGCAUUCAUGAUUCUAUCAUGGGGAUUUGUGAAAGCAAGAUAUUCGUACUUUGGAAUAUAAGUUGCGACAUUUUUGAGCUAGAUAUGAAGAGUGAAUCUCAAUUUCAAGUAUCGACACUUGUUGAGUUAUAUCAACGGUUAACUAAGAGUGGCAAGUCGGGGACUCAUAUUAUGGUUACUCAAUUGAUUCGUCUUGUACUGACUUUAUCUGUUUCUAUAGCGACUACUGAGUGA